AUGUCUGCGUUUGGUGACUGCACCAAUGAUGACGGCGUGUUGAGACAUUGCGCAGGCAUUGCUCACCUCUUCGACGAGAAGCUUCAACGGUAUCGCGAUAGUGAUGUGAAUGAGCCCGCUAGCACCACAAGCACUUCGUACCUCCCGCAGAUGGUGAAGGGCACUAUGUCCAUCUGCAUUGCGGAGGUGGAUCUCUUACAACACAGCUCGGCAAGUCAAAGUCGUCAAUCUAGCGGUUCCAGACGAGACAGCUGUCCAGAUGCAGGCCUGUAUCUCAUAUCGAAACUAAGUCAAUGCGGCUUACCAGCAGAAAAAGGCCAAUAUAGUGCGCUUCUUGGCUGA
Messenger RNA from Baudoinia panamericana UAMH 10762, 342 nucleotides. RefSeq lists its product as uncharacterized. The transcript has a single exon. Lineage: Eukaryota; Fungi; Ascomycota; Dothideomycetes; Mycosphaerellales; Teratosphaeriaceae. The coding region runs from base 1 to 342 and encodes 113 amino acids. The record is from RefSeq and is a predicted model, not a curated record.